Anopheles funestus (African malaria mosquito) is the source of this 2814-nucleotide messenger RNA. It is a transcript of the gene Plap, whose product is annotated as phospholipase A-2-activating protein. Gene Ontology annotation, molecular function: ubiquitin binding. Gene Ontology annotation, cellular component: cytoplasm; nucleus. Lineage: Eukaryota; Metazoa; Arthropoda; Insecta; Diptera; Culicidae. The record is from RefSeq and is a predicted model, not a curated record. The transcript is spliced from 3 exons. Gene Ontology annotation, biological process: ubiquitin recycling; proteasome-mediated ubiquitin-dependent protein catabolic process. The coding region runs from base 267 to 2696 and encodes 809 amino acids.
UACUUCGCUCGCGUUCUUGUUACUGGAUCUCUUUCUAACGCACUGCGCUGAUUCUAUCCGUCUCUUUCUUUCUACCGUAUCUGCCUACCAAAAGCUGCCGGCAAUAGCAGUGAGUCGGUAAUUUUCGUACAUUGUCUAGCAAGCGAAGAAGGUUUGCGUGUCCACAAUAAAAAGGUAAACAGUGCUGCACAAAUCGUUCCGACCGUAGAUCUUCAAACACUUUUUCUGACCGGUGGACAGCAAACGGAGAAAGAAUAACGAUCGCAAUGGUUAAAAUAGAAGACUUCAAGCUGGCCUGUGAGUUGGUGGGCCACAAGCUAGAUGUUCGCGCCGUAGCUGAAGGUCCGGGCUUUGUUGUGUCUGGUUCGCGUGAUAAAACGGCAAAGGUUUGGGAAGCGUUCGGCAAUCGUUAUGAAGACAAGGAAACGCUCAACAGCCACACCAAUUAUGUCGGUGCGGUGCUGGUAGUGGAAUCAAACGGAUGGAUCUGUACGGGCAGUAACGAUGCAACUAUUUGCAUUUUUCCAUUCCCUGGCAGUGGUUCAGCCGCACCGAUCGGUGUACUAAAGGGUCACACGUCGACCGUUUGUGCGUUGGCUGCGGGUCACAAUGCCACAACGCUUAUCUCUGGCAGUUGGGAUAAAACGGCCAAAAUCUGGACCAAUGCACCCGGUUCGAAUGCGAACAUUACCCUGGUCGGGCACGAGGCAGCUGUGUGGGCUGUGGCCUGUCUUCCGAACGGCAAGUACGUGUCCGGAUCGGCAGACAAAAACAUCUUCGUGUGGAACGAACGAGGGGAGAAGCUGGUGGUACUGAAGGGCCACAAGGAUUGUGUGCGUGGCCUGUGUCCGUUGCCGAAGGGUGGAUUUUUAAGCUGUUCGAACGAUGCCACCGUACGGCACUGGAACGAUACGUACGAGUGUGUGAAAGAGUUUCAUGGACACAGUAACUACAUUUAUAGCAUCGGCCGAUCGGAUGCGUGGGGUGAUGAAGUGUUCAUUACUGGUGGCGAGGACAGUACCAUACGCAUGUGGCACCUGCGGGAAGGGGCUCUCGGUGAUGCGCUUCAAAUGCCGGCCCAAUCGGUGUGGGCUGUUGCUGGGCUAAGGAAUGGAGAUAUUGUUGCCGGUACAAGUGAUGCGAUCGUGCGCGUAUUUACGCAAAACCAGGAACGCACAGCACCCGAGGAAUCGUUGGCCGCGUACCGGGUAGCGGUCGAGGUUCGCCAAUCGGAAUCGGCCAAACAGCUGGGCGGUAUGAAUGUGAACGAUCUGCCCGGUCCAGAAUCGCUGCUGUCGGAAGGGCGCGAUGGGCAGACGCGUAUCGUGCGACACCCGAACGGCAAGAUUCUCUGUUACCAGUGGACCAACGGAAAGUGGGAUUGUGUCGGCGAUGUAAUGGGUGCCAGCGAUGGGGACACGGGGAAGCAGCUGUACGAGGGCCGUGAGUACGAUUACGUGUUUUCGGUCAACCUUUCAGACGAUGCGCCCAAUCUGAAGCUACCCUACAACCGUGGUGAGGAUCCGUGGUUUGUGGCGCAACGGUUCAUCCAUAAACAUAAUCUGCCCCAAGCGUACCUCGACCAGGUGGCUAACUUUAUCGUGAAAAACUCAGACAGUGCCCCGGUGGCGAGUGCGAUCGCGAAUAGUUACUACGAUCCGUUCACGGGCGGUUCCCGGUACGUGCCCGGUUCUUCCGGUGGCCAAUUUCAACCUUCCUCGGCCAAUACCGAUCCGUUUACGGGUGCGUCGAGCUACACCACGCAAACACCAAACGUGGCCGUGGCGCCAAAUGCGAGUAGCGGAGCGGCAAAUGGAAACGGUGGCAAUUUGGAUCCGUUUACCGGUGCAUCCAGCUACACGACAGGAUCGACGGAUGUGAAGAAAAGCAACACACACUUCCCACACCGGCAUUACAUUUUGCUGGAGAAUGCUGAUUUGGCCAAGGUGCUUAUAAAGUUGAAAGAACUGAAUGGUAACCUCGAGGAUCAGAGCCUCCGGAUGUCGGACGAAACGCUGAACGAUAUUGUGCGGUACGCGGGCGAGGUAAUGACGUGUGGCGAACAGAAUUCGGCCUGUCUCACAGCGCUGAAGUUCCUGUACACCACCUGGCCGACGGAGAAACUCUUCCCGAUCAUGGAUAUUACGCGACUGAUCGUGCGUGAACCGCGCGCCUGUCAGGAACUGUUCGAGGAUGCUACCUUCAUGGAAACGUUCCUGCAGCACACGAACCAUUUGCCGGCGAACCAGCUUAUGUCCGCACGGUGUUUCGUCAACAUGCUAGCUCACCAACCGGGACGGAAUGUGGUGGUGGAAAACAUUCGUACCAUCGUCGAUCGGUUCGGUUCGGUGCGCGGUGGAUGCAGUGCGAAUCUGCAGAUUGCAUUGGCCAGCUUCUAUCUGAACCUUACCAUGACUCAACUCGACAAAGUUUCGUCGGUGGAAUUUUGCAAGGUGCUUGCCGGUACGGCCGGUGAGCUGUUGUGCUGGUUAACGGACAAUGAAGCAACGUACCGUGGCUACCAGGCGCUCGGCAAUCUGUUGAGCAUCCCCGGUCCGGGCAUGAGUGCGAUAGCGGAAACGCUGAAGGCAAACAGCACCUUAACGGAUAAGAUACUGUUCAACAUUAGCAGUGAAGUGCCGAAUUUUGUAAAGUUAAACGAAUGUGCUAGCUACCUGUACGAGCUGUUGGUAUGAAGCAGCAUGGCGAUCUUUACAACCGACAUGGCGAUCAUCGGAAGAUCAGCUAUUGAUUAGACUCGAUUAAAGAAUGGUAGGCGUAAAAUAAAAGUCACUCUCGUUAGCAAAAGGGAAA